This is a messenger RNA of Oncorhynchus masou masou (cherry salmon), 7014 nucleotides long. It is a transcript of the gene nup98, whose product is annotated as nucleoporin 98 and 96 precursor. The record is from RefSeq and is a predicted model, not a curated record. Gene Ontology annotation, cellular component: nuclear pore cytoplasmic filaments; nuclear pore. Gene Ontology annotation, biological process: protein import into nucleus; post-transcriptional tethering of RNA polymerase II gene DNA at nuclear periphery; RNA export from nucleus. Lineage: Eukaryota; Metazoa; Chordata; Actinopteri; Salmoniformes; Salmonidae. Bases 199 to 5757 code for a protein of 1852 amino acids. Gene Ontology annotation, molecular function: structural constituent of nuclear pore; RNA binding. The transcript is spliced from 32 exons.
UUUUGGCCUCGUUACUGCAGUUUCCCUCCUCGUUGUGUAACGAAAAGCCGCAGUUUCGGAAAAAGAACAUUUCAAUCUAUUCCAGUUUAGAGACGUCGACCCAAUUUACACCCAUAUUGUGACUGGAUCAAAAGACACGUAUUGUAUUGAACAUAAUCUUAUUUACGCAGACAUAUGCAGUCCUGCUAGCAGGAGAAGAUGUUCAACAAGUCAUUUGGUGCUCCUUUCGGGGGAGGGACCGGAGGAUUUGGAACUUCAUCCACGUUUGGACAACAAAACACUGGCUUUGGGGCGACGACAGGUGGCUUCGGGGCCUCAGCAUUUGGGGCGACCAACAACACUGGAGGACUCUUUGGUGCGACGCAGAAUAAACCAGUGGUGACGGCCAAUCCUCAACAAAUCCACACUGGUGCAGGUAGAGGAGGUGGCCUGUUUGGUUCCAGUACGUUCAGCCAGCCCGUAACGUCGUCCACCAGUAGCGGCUUUGGGUUUGGCACGGCCAGCGGCACGUCCACUAGCCUGUUCGGCAGCACCAACACGGGCGGCGGCGGAGGACUCUUCUCCCAGCAGAGCAAUGCUUUCGGAGCCGCCAAACCAGCCUCCUUUGGCACGUUUGGCACGAGCACAGCCAACACCGGGGGGCUGUUUGGGGCGACCAACUCCAACCCCUUCGGAGGGGCGUCUGCCUCCCUGUUCGGAGCUUCAGGGUUCACCCAGCAAGCCGCUCAGCCAGGCACCACUGUCAAGUUCAACCCUGCAACAGGAAGUGACACCAUGGUGAAAGGGGGUGUGACCACGAGCAUUAACACCAAGCACCAGUGCAUCACGGCCAUGAAGGAGUACGAGAACAAGUCACUGGAGGAGCUGAGGUUGGAGGACUACCAGGCAGGAAGGAAGGGCCCCACUAACCCCAUGGCUGCACCAACGGGGGGUCUCUUUGGGACUGCGGCCGCAGCUACCCCCAGUACGGGGGCUGCAGGGCUGUUUGGCUCCUCGGCCACCAACACAGGAUUUUCCUUCGGCCAGGCCAAAACCAACUUCGGCACCAGUACUGGUGGGUUUGGUACAGCCACAGGCAGUCUGUUUGGCCAGCAGCAACAGCCCCAGCAGGCCCAGCAGGCAGCCAGCCUGUUCAAGCCCUUCGGUCAGACCACAACCACACCCAACACAGGAUUCUCCUUCGGCAACACCAGCACCAUGGGCCAGCCCCAACAAACCAGCACCAUGGGGGGUCUGUUUGGGAGCACCGCGGCGUCCCAGGCAGGGGGGUUGUUUGGAAACACAGCUCAGACCACACCAGCCACAGGCUUUGGGACAGGCACCGGUCUCUUUGGACAAACCAACACCGCCUUCGGGAACGUCGGCACACAGCAGAGCUUGUUUGGUAAUAAGACGGCAGGGUUUGGCGCCACCACCACCAGCGCCUCGUCGUUUGGCACAGGCACCGGCCUCUUUGGUAACAAAUCCGCCCUCACCCUCGGAACCGGCACCAACCCAUCUAACUUUGGUUUUGGACCCACUGCUGCUGGCGGAAGCCUCUUUGGGAACAAGACGGCAGCAGGAGGACUGGGGACCGGGCUGGGAGCUGGCUUUGGAGCAGCGGUGGGCACUGGGCAGAUGUCUCUGUUUGGGAAUAACAAGACACUGGGUUCCACUCUGGGAACAAUAGGAGCGUUCGGACCGCAGGGAUUCAGCACAGGAACCAGCACUCUGGGCUUCGGGGCACAACAACAGCCUGUUGCGCUGACGGACCCUAACGCGGCGGCGGCCCAGCAGGCAGUGCUGCAGCAGCAGAUCAAUGCUCUGGCCUACUCCCCCUUUGGUGACUCCCCCCUCUUCAGAAACCCCCUCUCUGACCCCAAAAAGAAGGAGGAGCGUCUAAAGCCCACCAAUCCGGCAGCCCAGAAGGCGUUGACCACGCCCACUCACUACAAGCUGACGCCGCGGCCUGCGACACGUGUGCGGCCCAAAGCUCUUACAUCUUCGGGCUCCUCCAAGUCUCAGCUGUUUGACGGGCUGGAUGAUGACGAGCCUUCUCUCACCAAUGGAGCCUUCAUGCCCAGGAAGAGCAUCAAGAAGCUGGUGCUGAAGAACCUGAAUGGCAGCAGCCUGUACAGCAGCCCAAUCAACAGAGACACAGAUGACCUGGCAUCUCCACCGGAGUACCCCCUCAAUGGACUCAGUGCCAGUGUGGACGAGGAUGAUUAUGUGAGGGAGGUGGUGGAGGGAGGGGCAGAGGAUGACCUGGAGAUCAACAAGUUCUACACCAAGCCCAGCCUGCAGGACACCAUCUCAGAGCUCAAUGCCCAUAGGGUGGGGGCCAGGGGCAGGAAUGGCCUGGAGGUGAGCAGCGAGGACAUAUCGCUGGGAGAGGACUCCAUACAGGAGGAGCGAGAGGAGGAGGUGCAGGAGGUUCCCCCACACCCUGCAGGUAUCGUUCUGUGCCGUGUGGGCUACUAUACCAUCCCCGCCAUGGACGAGCUGGCCAAGAUGGUGGACGAGAACGGCGUGUGUGUGGUGGAGAACUUCACCGUGGGCAGAAAAGGUUACGGCUCAGUGUUUUUCCAUGGCGAGGUGAAUGUGACUGGGCUGAACCUGGAUGAGAUUGUUCACUUCAGACGCAAAGAGGUUAUCGUCUACCCCGACGACAAGAACAAGCCUGCUGAGGGGGAGGGGCUCAACAGGCGAGCGGAGGUGACUCUGGAUGGGGUUUGGCCUAAUGAUAAGACCACUUGUACUCAGAUAAAGAACCCUGAGCGUCUGUCUGAGAUGAACUACGAGGGCCGUCUGGAGAACGCCUCACGCAAACAGGGUGCCCGCUUCCUUGAGUACCGCCCCGAGACCGGCUCCUGGGUGUUUGAAGUGGCCCACUUCUCUAAGUAUGGCCUGCAGGACUCUGAUGAGGAUGAGGAAGUGCCUCUCAAAGUGGACCCCAAGAAGCUGAAGACGGCCACAACACUUCCCCCGGGGCUGCAGCAGCUUCCUCCCUCCCAGCAGCAGGUGGCGCCACAGGCUCAGUCCACGGCUGUGCUGGAGCUGUUGAGCCGCAUGUCUGAGGUGGACAGUGACAUGGCCGACAUUACCCAGGAUGCCCCAGGGGAGAGCAUGUUGGAGGAGGUUGGGGAGAGCGGCAUGGGGGAGGAUAAGGGCAGUCGGCUGGGUACUGUGACCCCCACAGAACACAACCCUGUCUCUGCAUCCAGUCAGAUUGCCUCCUCGAUGGGAAUCAACCCUCACACUCUCCAGAUCAUGAAGGCAUCUCUUUUUGCUGAGGAUGAUGAUGGUGACAUGUUCCUUGAACAGGGAGGGAUCAAGAGCUCUCUAGACAGGGCCUCCCCUCGCAUCCUCCUGCCUGGCACUCAGGGCAGGCCCUCCAUCGGUGGUCUCUUGCAGACUCGUUUCAGCGGGGCAGGUCUCUUCCCUCAGCUCCCUGACGUGCCCUUUGGAGGGGGCCUUCCCGGGAGGCUGUCCCUGUCUCGGCCGUCCGCGGUGGUUCCUGAGCCCUCGCGGCUCUCCCCCUGGCCCUCACUGGGGCCCUCUUUCCUGCUGCCGGCCCCAGCGGCAGAGGCCACUGUACGGACGGUGGGGGCUCGGCGCCUGGGGGGCCCUGUGGCCCCAGAGAACUCAGUCACACUGGGGAAGGGUCGUCUGCUGAUGGAUGCAGCUCUGUUCACGGGCCGGUCGUUCCGGGUUGGCUGGGGUCCAGGCUGGACUCUGGUCCACUGUGGAGACAGGCUGAGUGGGGCUGGGGACAAGGAACAGGACCAGGGAGACACUGGAGGUUUUGGAUUUUUUCCUAAACAUGCCAAGAGCAAACGACUCUCAGACAGUCCGUUCAAGGUGGUGAUCGAGCAGGUGGUUGGUCUGGAGCCGCGGGACAGUGAGGAGAGCCAGGCGGUGUACCAGCGGCCCCUGGAGAUUGGCCUGAAGCACAGCACCAUCAGUACAGAGGGGGCCUGCCCCUUCAUCCAGCCCCAGAGUGGGGUGGCCGCCUUGCACGAGUACGUGGAGUGGAUUACUGACCUCAACCAGGAGGCUGGUGCCGGAGACGGGGUCCUGGCUCACUGGGCUCUGGUGUGGACUCUGUGUGAGGCCCUGUGGGGUCGGCUGGGUACGACAGAGCCAGAGCCUGGUACCAGCGGCUACCUGCAGCAGCUGGAGAGGAGGAGGAGCUUCUCAGCCUGGUUGUCCCACAGCGCCACCCAGAGGAUCGAGCAGGAGGUGGGCCUAAGCCAUGGGGGAGGACAUGUGGAGGCCAUCUUCAGCUACCUCACUGGACACCGCAUCAGUGACGCCUGCAGGCUGGCUCAGAAGAGUGGGGACCACCGCCUCUCCCUGCUGCUGUCCCAGGCGGUGGGCUCUCAGUACGGCCGGGAGCUGCUGGCGCUGCAGCUUGGAGAUUGGAACAGAAUGCAGACCGACUCAUUUCUGCAGGAGGAGAGGCUACGCAUCUUCGCCCUGCUCGCCGGGAAACCUGUGUGGCAGUCUACAGACUGUGUGGUGAACGUGUGUUCAGAGCUGGACUGGAAGCGUUGCGUGGCGGUUCACCUGUGGUACAUGCUUCCUCCCACUGCCUCCAUCGCUGACGCCCUGGCCAAGUACGAAGCCGCCUUCCAGGGCUCUGCAGAGGGUCAGAAGUAUGCCUGCGCCCCCCUGCCCCCCUACCUUGACCAAUCAGUCCCGCUGGACAUGGAGGAAGAAGAGUCUAAACGGCCACUCUACGACAUCUGUUUCCACCUGCUCAAACUAUACAGCGACAGACACUACAGCCUGCAGGAGUUGUUGGACCCGCUGACGGUGACGUGGGAGCGUCUGGACUACCGCCUGAGCUGGCACCUGUGGUCGGUCCUGCAGGCGCUGCACUACACACACCUGAGCCCCGCCCGACAGGGCCUCAUACACACCAGCUACGCUGCCCAGCUGGAGAGCGCUGGCCUCUGGGACAUGGCCAUCUAUGUACUGCUGCACAUAUCUGAGGACAUGCUCCGUGAGCGUGCGGUGAGGGAGAUGCUCCAGCUGCACUGCCCUUUGCUGGAGACGGAGGAGUCAGCCCAGAAAGAGCGCUUCCUCACAGAAAGACUAUUGAUCCCAGAACAGUGGCUCCACCUGGCCAAAGCUACUAGAGCCAGAAGAGAGACAGACAGACACAGAGAGGCCCUGCACCUGUACAGAGCAGGCCACUGGAACCUCUGCCACAGGCUGGUCAUACAACACCUAGCCUCAGGUGUGUAUACGCGCGCACGCGCACACACACACACACACACCUCUAACCCUAUUCAACCUGUAUGUGUUUCCCCUAUAGAUUGUAUCAUUAAUGAUAACCAUGAGUACCUGUUGGAGUUCUUGGAGGGGCUGGCUGUUCCAGAGCGCUGUGCUGUGAUCCAGGACUGGGACACGGCAGGCAGAGUCUACCUGGACUACAUCAGAGUCAUACAGACCUUACACGCCAUACAACAGAUGGACAGUGCUGGUUAUAAGCUGGAACGUCUACACACCGAGGUGACGUCACUCUGCAGCAGGAUAGAGCUCCUCCCUUGCUCUUCCGCCAAGGACCGCCUCGCCCAAUCAGAGAUGGCCAAGCGCGUGGCUAACAUCCUGCGUGUGGUGUUGAGUCUGCAGCAGGGUGGUGAGGGUGGCGAGAUCCCCUUGUCCCAGCUAGCGCCCCACAUCGGCCGUCUGCCCAUGCCUGAGGACUAUGCCCUCGAGGAGCUCCGCAGCCUCACCCAAUCAUACCUGAGACAGCUCAUUGUCAGCUAAUGAUCUUCCCCUGAACCUUCAGCCCCCCGCCCAAUAGGAACUGAGGUAGUUUGUUGGGAGCCAAUGAGAACAGUGGGGGUAGGAGGGGACUAUCUGGCACUGUUUAGUAGGACUACUGGGGUUGAUUGAGAUGGGAGGGGAAGUUUGGUUGAGAAGGCAGCGAUGGACUUGCAGUGCUCCUUUGGAGCUUUGGUUUCUCCUGAAGAAAAUGGCACAAAAUAAUUGGAUGAAGCAUUCCUCCGUGUGUGUUUGUGUGUGUUUGGAAAUGAAUGACUUGCAAGUUGUUUUCUUUCAUUGUUUUUGUAUAGCUUUUUUGUACUUAGGAGGCCUGAGAUGUGUGUAUGAUGUGCAUUUAAAUAUUAAACUGCUGAACCAUCCUGAUGAGAGCUCUCUUCUCCCAACCUUUGACCCUGUUUAAAGGGACACUCACUCACUGGCUGGUUUUAACGCUGUCAUUCUGCAAUUCAUAUUUCCAGUAUAAAUACUAUAUGCAAACUACGUGUUUGUUUGACUCCUACAUCCCCAUGGAAACGGAAAGUUUAAUUUAGUGAAGAUUGUUUACCUGGAUUUUGUUAGUGAGCGGAAUCGCACUCACCUGAUGAACUCUCAAUAUGUCUAUACAUAGGGAAGAUCUAUCUAGCUUAAAACGUUGACUCAUUUUAGUGAUGUAAUCUUGUACAAACAGCCUGCUUGAAGUGAACAACUUGUUUUUGCGUACCAAAAGAGAAUGUAAAAUGAGAUUGGAUAAACUUCUAUUUUUGUAUUUUAUUUUUGGGGGCUGAAAACGAGUCUAUUGAAAUGGAGAUGGUUAGAUUCCAUUCUCUAUCUCAAAUAUAUGGUUUCAUAUUUCUAUUGUAUGGGGGACUACCAGAGCUAUGUUUGUUCCUUGGUGUUGCUAGGUUUUUUAUUUUUCUUGUAAUCAGCCAGUCUGGACAGUUUCUCUGUGGUCCUUGCAAGGAGUUUGAUUUAAAAAAUAUAUUUCAAAUAUAAUUUACAAUUCCUUGGGGUCCUUGGUCUCACCUUCACUCACACCCUCCAUUCCCCCUUACCCCCGGUUUUUCUGUUUUUUGAUGUUUAAAGUGAAACUGAUGUAUGUAGUUAUUGUUUGGUGUGUGCUGCCGCAGUAUGCUUGGCGGGAGACCGCUCCCCGCGCGCACAGUGCCUUUCACGAGGAGGGUCUCCGGUCCGCUACUGUGCAUGAUUGUGAUGACGGUGAUAACGUUUUUAUUAAAGUCUGAAUAAAAUGUUUGUCCUGAA